AGUAGCUGAUGCAGAGGAGGGCGAAUACCAGAGAGUCGUGCGCUUCGCUGUCGCCGCACCGGCGGCUGUCCUCGUUGCUCCCGUUUGCUGCAGUUUUAUCCCGCACACGCGUGAGUGAACCCUAUAUACGCACACUGGGAAGUCGGGAACGCAGAUAGCCAAACUACCGCUGUUCAAAUGGUGCCUGCUGCUUUCGAGAUCGCAGAACUGGAUUUUAUACCGGAAGUCUGAGACUUAUAUGCACCUACUUAUCUAAGCGAGUGUUUUUGAUGAAAUCGUAAUAACAAAACGCUGCAUCAUCAUGGAAAACAAAAACGGAGAGGUUUUGAACAUGCAAAGAGUUCAAAACUCGUGCAAGGCGAACAGCGGUCUACCCGACAGUGGAUCUCUAAAACCGACAGCAGUGAGUUCGUCGAGUCUGGAAUCUCCCGAAUAUGACCCACAUCAACACAGGAACAGACCACAUCCUACCACAAAUACGGAAACGCUAAUUCACCUGUUAAAGGGUAGCUUGGGCACUGGUAUCCUAGCGAUGCCCAAUGCCUUCUGCAACAGUGGUCUCGUAACAGGGACAGUCGCAACCGUCAUCAUCGGUAUCCUCUGCACCUACUGCCUGCAUAUUCUUGUGAAAGCUCAAUACGAGCUUUGUAAGCGUCUCAAAGUUCCUAUCCUAAAUUAUCCGCAAAGUAUGAAGGUGGCACUGGAGCAGGGCCCACCGUCGUUGAGAAAAUUUGCCCAUUCUUCGCCAAUUAUCGUCGAUGCAUUUUUAAUAGUAUAUCAAUUGGGAAUUUGCUGCGUAUACAUUGUCUUCGUUGCGACCAACAUAAAACAGGUAGCAGAUCAGUAUUGCGAGCCUAUAGACGUCAAACUUCACAUGCUCAUACUUUUGAUUCCGCUGACAGUGAUCAACUACAUUCGAAAUCUGAAAUUACUCGCGCCAUUUUCGAGCGUCGCUAAUAUCAUAACGUUUGUUGGCCUAGGGAUGAUUCUAGCUUACGUUUUCGACGACCUACCCUCGAUCACCGAAAGAGAGAUGUUCGGCUCGGUGAGAAAUUUUUCGCUCUACUUUGGGACUACGCUGUUUGCUCUGGAGGCCGUUGGAGUGAUAAUCGCCCUAGAGAAUAACAUGAAAACCCCGCAAAACUUCCGUGGUACGUUCGGUGUUCUGAACGUGGGUAUGCUCGUCAUCGUCGUGCUCUACAUCCUCGUGGGAUUUUUCGGAUACAUAAAAUACGGCCCCGACGCAUCUGGCAGUAUUACGCUGAACUUACCUAUGGACGCUGUGAUGGCUCAAAGCAUUAAGGUGAUGUUUGCUGUCGCUAUUUUCAUCACUUACGCACUGCAAGCCUACGUGCCCGUUGAAAUCAUUUGGACGACCUACUUGGACCACCGUAUCAAGAAAAACAAACUCUUCUGGGAGUACAUCGUCAGGACUCUCGUCACCCUGACCACGUUCAUCUUGGCAAUAGCGGUUCCUCGACUGGGCCUCUUCAUUUCCCUGUUCGGUGCUCUCUGCCUUUCAGCCUUGGGCAUCGCCUUCCCGGCGAUCAUCGAGAUCUGCGUACUCUGGCCCCACAAUUUCGGACCCUUCAAAGUCGCUCUCAUCAAGGACAUCGGCCUCAUCAUCUUCGGCUGCAUCGGCCUCAUCGUUGGUACUUAUGUCAGCCUCGGCGAUAUCAUUGCCUCGUUCCAGACUCCAGUAGAGGAUCAAGCUUAGCUGGAACAACGAUGAGAAAUAUAGCAAGAAAAUUGAUCGUUACGUAGUGCUACGAAAAAAAGGCUACUAAUUAUGCUGUGUUAUGAGAAACCUCGCAAGUAUUAGAUUGUAAAUCUCUGCGCAAAAGCAGUACCUUGUAUUAUGUAUACCGAUCUGUACUUUUUCAACGUUAGACAAGAAGGUAAAACAUGUAGAAUUUUUGAAAAAAUUCACGACUCCGAGGAGGCGAAAUCUCAAAUUUUGUUAAUCGAAGCGCGAUAACCUAUACGAUGUAUAUUUUGAUGUAAAGUAAGUUUUUCGUGAUUAUGAUGUGAAAUACCGCAAAUGCUUAUGUAUGAACAUUCUUUCAAGUUUUUCAACUUUUUGUUAGUAUCAAGCUCAAGAUUUUUUAAUCACUGUAAGACUAUAUGCAUAUAAUUAAUGUGUAGCGCAAACUCAGUUUAUAAAAAAAACAUGACAUGUUGCAAUUGAACUAUAUAGCGUAUAUUAUUAGACGUAAGUAUGUAAAUUUAUUGGAUUUUUAAUGAAGAAGGCAAACUUAUUCAAGCACAAUAAAAUCCUAAAAUUCUCGACUUA
Molecule: messenger RNA, 2293 nt
Organism: Nasonia vitripennis (jewel wasp)
Lineage: Eukaryota; Metazoa; Arthropoda; Insecta; Hymenoptera; Pteromalidae
Product: proton-coupled amino acid transporter-like protein CG1139
Exons: 10
Coding region: 302-1717 (471 amino acids)
Biological process (GO): amino acid transmembrane transport
Cellular component (GO): vacuolar membrane
Molecular function (GO): amino acid transmembrane transporter activity
Source: RefSeq, a predicted model, not a curated record